Molecule: messenger RNA, 1035 nt
Organism: Emys orbicularis (European pond turtle)
Lineage: Eukaryota; Metazoa; Chordata; Testudines; Emydidae
Product: deubiquitinase DESI2-like
Biological process (GO): protein deubiquitination
Molecular function (GO): deubiquitinase activity
Source: RefSeq, a predicted model, not a curated record
AUGGAGUACAAGGGCUACCUGGUGUCUGUCGACGGCUACGUGAACAUGAAGCUUGCAAACACAGAAGAAUACAUAGAUGGUGCAUUGUCAAGACACCUUGAUCUGGUUGGCUGCAAGCUGGCAGAGAGCCUGAGCGACGCCUCCAACUCCGAUGAGGUCAUCCCAGCUCCCCUUUUUGGGUACUACAGGCAAGAUCUGCGCUGCCUCAGCAUUAAGGGUUCCCCGCCCGCGGCCCGAGAAGAAACCCGGAGAGAAACUUCAGCACCCGGACAGCUCCCAUCUAGACGCGGGGACAGCAGCACCGCCUCGCGGGUGUGUCGUGUCAAGCCAAGCCCGGCCCCGUACUGGAUAAAUGAAUACACCUCUACCUUGGGGAUUGGGGUCUUCCACUCCGGCAUCGAGAUCUACGGCAGAGAAUUUGCCUAUGGAGGGCAUCCUUAUCCUUUCAGUGGGAUUUUCGAGAUCACACCUGGCAGUGCGGUAGAGCUUGGCGAGACCUUUAAGUUCAAAGAGUCCGUUGCCUUGGGCACCACUGACUUCACAGAAGAGGAUGUGGAUAAGAUUAUGGAGGAGCUGGGCAAGGAGUACAAGGGCAAUGCAUACCAUCUUAUGCACAAGAACUGCAAUCACUUCUCCACCGCUCUAGCAGAGAUCCUGUGUGGGAAGGAGAUCCCCCGUUGGGUGAAUCGCCUAGCUUACUUCAGCUCGUGCAUCCCUUUCCUCCAAAGUUGCCUCCCCAAGGAGUGGCUGACCCCAGCAGCCUUGCAGAGCCACAUCAACCUCGGCCUCCACAAGGAAGAUCAGGAAGACACGACAGAUGAGGAGUCCCCAUCCACUUCUGCGGCUGCCUCAGCCUCAGGCACCUCGCGAACCUUUCUGUCAAGGCUGCCCCCCCUACAGCAUUCCUCCUGGACGUACCAAAUGAAGGAAGCAGAACCUCAGCUUGACUUUUUCAUCUCUAAGACCAGCAACAAGCUCCUACCAAUCUUCUUUUUUGUAAUUACCAGGUUUCUAAAUCAUUCGAAGGACAAGUGA